AUAGAGAAAGGAAGCCAACCAAUGGGUUCCUAUAAUGUAGGAGGUGGAUGGAUGGAGUAAGAAACAACGUUGCCCAUUUUCUUGUUAGAUCUUCUAUUACCAUCACCUUUCUUUGUACUACCUCUUCUUUUGAGAAUCAAAUGCCCUUCUCCACAUAGGGGUCACCGUUUGGAGGAGAGGCAACGUUGGAGAGCCAUAAUUGAAUCUCACUCAUUAAUUAAGAAGAUAUAGUAAAAAAGAUGGGUUCAUCUGAUGAGAAAGAUAGUGAUUCUCCAUCUGAAUCUCCCCCAAGUUCAAACUCACCAUCAUCGGACAACAACGGUAACAACAAUUCAUCCCCUCCUCCGCCGUCGGAUUCAUCAUCUAACAACAACAAUAACAACAAUUCACCCCCUUCUCCUCCUCCUCCUUCGGAUUCUUCGUCGUCAUCUGACAAUAAUAACAACAAUUCACCCCCUCCACCGCCGUCGUCAGAUUCAUCAUCUGAUAAAUCAUCAUCACCACCACCACCACCUCAAUCAUCAAGCAACAACAAUGGCGAUAACAGUAACGGCAACAAUGAUAAAAAUGGUGACAACAACAAUAAUAAUAAUAAUAACAACAAUAACAAUAACAAUAACAACAAUAACAACUCGCCACCACCUCCUUCGUCAUCGAAAAACAAGUCCCCAAAUUCUCCACCAUCACCACCUCCACCACCACCGCCGCCGCCACCUCCAGGUUCAUCGAAAGGGUCGCGAUCUUCAUCAUCCUCACAUACUCCUCCAUCACUAAGUGAUGAUGGUUCUUCGUCUUCACCAUCUCCGACAUCUUCUAAUAAUAAUGUUCCUCUUAUAGUUGGACUUGUGGUUGGCAUUGGGGUGCUAUUGUUACUAUUGAUAAUCAUAAUGGUGGUUUGCACUAGGAAAAGAAAAAACAAGCGUUAUGACACCAUGCAAUAUUAUGGAGGCCCUACUAAACAAGGCCAACAACAACAAUACAACGGCCAAGAACAAUACAGCAGCCAACAUCCCCCAUGGCACCAAAGCCCUGGUCAGCACUCAGAAAUGAACUACACCGGCCCAACGGGUAUGUCCUCGGCCCAAUGGGCCCCAUCACCAAUGCCACCCCCGCCUAUGAUGAGCACCGAUGUAAGUAGCGCAAACUACUCAUCAGGCCCGACGGGUCCUGCCUUACCACCACCUCACCCAUCGGUGGCCCUUGGGUUUAGUAAGAGCACCUUCACGUACGAUGAGCUCGCGGCCGCAACGAAUGGUUUCUCUAAAGAAAGAUUGUUGGGUCAAGGAGGGUUUGGUUAUGUCCACAAAGGGGUGCUACCUAAUGGCAAGGACAUAGCCGUGAAAAGCCUUAAGUCGGGAAGUGGUCAAGGAGAAAGAGAGUUUCAAGCUGAAGUUGAGAUUAUUAGUAGGGUGCACCAUCGACAUCUUGUGUCCCUUGUAGGUUAUUGUAUUGCUGGAGGUCAAAGGAUGCUUGUUUAUGAGUUUGUUCCUAACAACACCCUUGAGUUUCAUCUUCAUGGGAAAGGUCGACCAGUGAUGGAUUUCAAUACGAGAAUGAAAAUUGCACUUGGAUCCGCUAAGGGACUUGCUUACCUUCAUGAAGAUUGUCAUCCUAGGAUUAUACACAGGGACAUUAAAACAGCAAACAUCUUGAUUGACAAUAGCUUUGAGGCCAAGGUGGCUGAUUUUGGCUUAGCUAAGCUUUCGUCCGACACGUUCACUCAUGUAUCGACACGUGUCAUGGGAACAUUUGGGUACUUGGCACCAGAAUAUGCAUCAAGUGGAAAAUUGAGUGAGAAAUCUGACGUGUUCUCAUUUGGUGUCAUGCUAUUGGAACUAGUCACGGGCCGUCGCCCUAUCGACCCAUCAUCCGAAGAAGAGGAUAGCUUGGUAGAUUGGGCAAGACCACAUAUUGCACGGGCAAUGGAUGAAGGAAAUUUCAGUGGAUUUGUGGAUCCACGUUUAGAGGGCGAAUUUGAUUCGGAAGAGAUGAUGCGUUUGAUUGCGUGUGCUGGUGCAUCCAUCAGACAUUCUGCUAAAAGGAGGGCUAAAAUGAGUCAGAUUGUGAGAGCAUUAGAGGGUGACGUAUCAUUGGAUGCCUUGAACGAAGGACCAAAGACUAGAAAUGGUGGCGGACUAGUUAGCUCAAGUGGUGGUAGCUCGGACUACGACACCGUUUCAUACAACAAUGACAUGAAGAAGUUUAGAAGAACAGCACUUAACAGCACAGAUUAUCCAAGUAGUGAGUAUGGUGCAACUAACGAGUAUGGACAUACCUCUAGUUCAAGUGCAGAGAUGUCAGGACCGAAAAGGACUAGCCCAUUGCCUAGCCAUUUUGUCUAAAAGAGACGAUACAUACACAUAUACAUAUCGUGCUAAUUGAUGACCCUCCGUCAGUGUUAAUUACACUGUAAUUAACCUAGUUUGAAACAAUUGCGUGAUUUAGGUGUCUACAAAUUUUUAUUUUGGUCUUUAUUUUCUCAAUCACGUUUGUUAUUAAUUCAUCGACAAAGAGAUUUAUUAUUAGUUUGAAGUUUUGUGUUGCGCAUUAUGUAAACAUGCAAGCGAUGGUUACAACUGGUGAAUGAAACACAGAAUGUGGAUUUUUUUUUCAA
Spinacia oleracea (spinach) is the source of this 2614-nucleotide messenger RNA. Its product is annotated as putative proline-rich receptor-like protein kinase PERK6. Lineage: Eukaryota; Viridiplantae; Streptophyta; Magnoliopsida; Caryophyllales; Amaranthaceae. Gene Ontology annotation, biological process: protein phosphorylation. The record is from RefSeq and is a predicted model, not a curated record. Bases 240 to 2342 code for a protein of 700 amino acids. The transcript has 9 exons. Gene Ontology annotation, molecular function: protein kinase activity; ATP binding.